This is a messenger RNA of Callorhinus ursinus (northern fur seal), 1947 nucleotides long. RefSeq names its product leucine rich repeat containing 14B (gene LRRC14B). Gene Ontology annotation, cellular component: cytoplasm. NCBI's taxonomy places the organism in Eukaryota, Metazoa, Chordata, Mammalia, Carnivora, Otariidae. The record is from RefSeq and is a predicted model, not a curated record.
AUGAGAUCGCUACGCUUCAUUGCUGCUAAGGCCCUGGUGUCUCACCCCCAGGUGGUCCAACAGAGCCUGGAUGGUGUGGCCCACAACCUCUACCCACUCCUGUUCAAAGCUAGCUACUUGCUGGAGCAGGCGGAGGUGAUCCGUGUCCUGUUGGAACACUGGCCACUGGAGGAGUUCCGGCUGAGUGCGCUGCUCGGACCGCGCUCAGAACCCACAGAGGACCUGCGAGACCGCACCUGCAGGGCCUGCCUGGAGGCCUGCGUGCAGGGCCUUGCAGACCACGUGCUCCGGGCUGGGGGCCCACGGCGGCUGCGUGUGGCUGACCUCACAGGCGUCCGAGACGUGAAGGUGCAGCAGUGCCCCUGUGGGAGGGCGCUGGGCAGGUGGGGCCGCACGGAGCUGCUGGCCAGGACAUGCUGCCGGCUGCAGGCAGAGUCCCCAGGGGCCCGGAGCCCUGUCCGGGUCCUUGCCGAUCUCUUUGUCACAGAGGGAAACUUCGAGGUGGUGGUGCAGGCCCUGGGGCCAGCAGACCCUGCCCCACUGCGUGUGCACUGCCUUUCCUUCCGGGCAGACAGUCUGGGCCCCAGCCAACUCUUGCAGGUGCUGCGUCUGGCUGGGCCAGGUGAGCUGCGCAGGCUGGAGGUGGUGCACAAUGUGCGGCUGCAUGCUGGCCACGUGCAGUGGCUGCUGGCCCAGGUGGGCUUCCCCCAGCUGGCCUCACUCACCCUGCCUGCCAAGGCCUUUGAUGCGCCCCCCACCAGCACCUCAGCCCCUGAUGGCGAGGAUCCCCUCCUCACCUCCAUUGCCUGGGAGCUCAGCCAGAUGAGCCAGCUCACUGAGCUGAGUGUGGCCUUCUCCACGCUGACAGGGAAGAUUCCGAAACUGCUCGGCCCCCUACGGACGCCACUGAGGACCCUGGACCUGGCCAACUGCUCCCUGAACCAUGCAGACAUGGCCUUCUUGGCAGACUGCACCCACACCACACACCUGGAAGUGCUGGACCUCAGUGGACACAGCCUGUUCGUCCUGUUUCCUUCUACCUUCUUCAGGCUGCUGAGCCGGGCUGCCCAGACGCUGAGGGUCCUCACCAUGGAGGAGUGCAGCAUCGAGGAUGGUCACAUGAGCAUGCUGAUCUUGGCCCUGAGCCCUUGCCACGAGCUCUGUGAGCUCCGUUUCCUGGGGAACCCGCUGUCAGCACGGGCCCUGAGGCGCUUCUUUGUGGCUCUCUGCGAGCUGCCCAAGCUGCAGUAUGUUGAGUUCCCAGUGCCCAAGGACUGCUACCCUGAAGGCACCGCCUACCCCCAGGACGAGCUGGCCAUGUCCAAAUUCGACCAGCAGAAAUAUGAUGUAAUUGCCGAGGAUCUCCGUGCAGUGCUGCUUCGGGCUGGCCGGGGAGACAUCCAAGUCUGCACGCCCCUCUUUGGAAGUUUUGACCCAGAUAUCCAAGAAACAAGCAAUGAACUUGGAGCUUUCUUGCUGCGAGCCUUCAAAGCUGCUCUAGAAAACUUUUCCAGGGCACUGGAACAGAUGGAGUAGGCCCUUGAGCAGACCAAGGGGGGCCUUGCAGUUCAGCUGUGCAGCAGCCUGGACAUCCUGAGUCAGCAGGCUUGGGCAUCCGCUCCCCCAGCCACCACCAGUUAAUGCAUCUCUUAGUGAAACUUGUACGUGGCAUCAGUUAAGCACUAUACGAGAGAAAGCCCUGCUCUGGGAGAGGUGACUCGAGGCCACAUCGGUGGCAGAUGGUAGAAUGGUGCGGGGCCGGAUAGGAGCAAGGAGGGGAGCCCAGAUGUCCAGCCAGGGCGGAGAGAAUGUGAGAACUGUCCCAGAACUCAGUACUCCCUGUGCCACAUCUGGGCAUCUGCGGUGCUGACAUGGGUUUGCAUAUUUACGAACUCCUGCCCAGCAUGGCACGUGGGACUUGUUAAUGGCUUCAGCCUGAGGAUGCAG